Messenger RNA from Condylura cristata (star-nosed mole), 2176 nucleotides. It is a transcript of the gene SNTA1, whose product is annotated as syntrophin, alpha 1. Gene Ontology annotation, molecular function: protein binding; structural molecule activity. NCBI's taxonomy places the organism in Eukaryota, Metazoa, Chordata, Mammalia, Eulipotyphla, Talpidae. The transcript is spliced from 8 exons. The record is from RefSeq and is a predicted model, not a curated record. Gene Ontology annotation, cellular component: intracellular anatomical structure; dystrophin-associated glycoprotein complex; neuromuscular junction. Bases 135 to 1646 code for a protein of 503 amino acids.
CGCCCCCCGCGGCCCGGAGUAGGUGGCGGCUGGCCCAGCCGGGCCCCGCCGCCCUCCGCCCUGGGCGCUCGCUCCGACAGUGCCCAGCACCGCGGGGCAGGGUGAGCGCGGCGGCCCGGGGCUCGGAGGCGAAGAUGGCGUCAGGCAGGCGUGCCCCGCGCACCGGGCUGCUAGAACUGCGCGCCGGCGCCGGGGCCAGCGGGGAACGCUGGCAGCGAGUGCUGCUCAGUCUGGCGGAGGACGCGCUGACCGUGAGCCCCGCAGACGGCGAGCCUGGCCCCGAGCCCGGCGCCCCGGGGGACCCGGAGUCCGCCCAGCUCAACGGCGCCGCGGAGCCGGGCGCGGCGCCCCCGCAACUGCCCGAGGCGCUGCUACUCCAGCGGCGCCGCGUGACCGUGCGCAAGGCAGACGCGGGCGGUCUGGGCAUCAGCAUCAAAGGAGGCCGGGAGAAUAAGAUGCCGAUUCUCAUUUCCAAGAUCUUCAAGGGCCUGGCAGCUGACCAGACUGAAGCCCUCUUUGUGGGGGAUGCCAUCCUGUCUGUGAAUGGGGAGGACCUUUCCUCUGCCACCCACGAUGAAGCCGUGCAGGUCCUGAAGAAGACUGGCAAAGAAGUGGUGCUAGAGGUCAAGUACAUGAAGGAGGUCUCACCAUAUUUCAAGAACUCUGCCGGCGGGACCUCGGUUGGCUGGGACUCACCUCCUGCCUCACCCCUUCAGCGGCAGCCCUCCUCCCCUGGCCCGCCACCCCGGGACCUCAGUGAUGCCAAACACGUGUCCUUGAAGAUGGCGUAUGUCUCCAGGAGGUGCACCCCCACUGACCCAGAGCCCAGGUACUUGGAGAUCUGCUCACCAGAUGGCCAAGACACCCUCUUCCUGAGGGCAAAGGAUGAGGCUAGUGCAAGGUCGUGGGCAGCUGCCAUCCAAGCCCAGAUCAACGCUCUGGUGCCUUGGGUCAAGGAUGAGCUGCAGGCACUGCUGGCAGCCACCAGUGCGGCUGGGGGUCAGGACGUCAAGCAGGUCGGCUGGCUGACUGAGCAGCUGCCGAGCGGGGGCACAGCACCCACCCUGGCCCUGCUGACGGAAAAGGAGCUGCUCCUCUACGGCUGCCUGCCCCAGACCCGCGAGGCCCUGAGCCGGCCGGCCCGCACCGCGCCGCUCAUCGCCACCAGGCUGGUGCACUCAGGCCCCGCCAAGGGCUCAGCGCCCUACGACGCCGAGCUCUCGUUCGCCCUGCGCACAGGCACGCGCCACGGCGUGGACACUCAUCUGUUCAGCGUGGAGUCACCACAGGAGUUGGCUGCCUGGACCCGCCAGCUGGUGGAUGGCUGUCACCGAGCAGCUGAGGGUGUGCAGGAGGUGUCUACAGCCUGCACGUGGAACGGCCGGCCCUGCAGCCUCUCUGUGCACAUCGACAAGGGCUUCACUCUGUGGGCGGCGGAGCCAGGUGCAGCGGGAGCCCUGCUGCUCCGACAGCCCUUCGAGAAGCUGCAGAUGUCCUCUGACGACGGUGCCAGUCUCCUUUUCCUGGACUUCGGGGGUGCUGAAGGAGAGAUUCAGCUGGACCUGCACUCGUGCCCCAAAACCAUGGUCUUCAUCAUCCACUCCUUCCUCUCUGCCAAAGUCACCCGCCUGGGGCUUUUGGCGUAGAGGUCACCAGGCGCUCCAGCCCUGAAGAGGAGCGUGCAGCACGUGGCCUGCCUGGCCCUCCGCAGACUGGCUGCCCGCCUCUGGGCUGAGGGAAGGGAGAGGGAAGGAACAGGGUACAGAGACCCCGCCCCCGAGGGAGGCUGGGGUAGUCUUAGGGACCGGGACCCAGACCCACAUCACAGAGGAGCCUGCCUUUCAUGGGGCAGCCUCCUUCGGCCCCUCUCCCCCCAUCAGUGCCUUUGCAGAGAGAUUUUGUGUGCACAGAAGCCAUUCCGAGCCUGGGGCCUGUCCCUGUGGGGAUGCUGCCUCCAGCCAACAACUGCCGGGCCUCCUAGAGGCCCCUAAGCCACUGUCAGAGGCCCCUGAAGUUGGACUUCCCUGGGGUGCAAGACAAGAGAAAGAGGAGGAUCAUUUCUGUUCCUUUCUCCCCUCAGCUCCACCACUUUGGGGCACCGGUUUUCUCUCCACCCUUUCUCUCUCCUCCUUACUCUUGGAUAAAUAAACAGCUUGGAAGCACACAGGCAGCCUGG